Capsicum annuum is the source of this 3873-nucleotide messenger RNA. RefSeq names its product probable LRR receptor-like serine/threonine-protein kinase At3g47570. Gene Ontology annotation, biological process: protein phosphorylation. Gene Ontology annotation, molecular function: protein kinase activity; ATP binding; protein binding. The coding region runs from base 116 to 3709 and encodes 1197 amino acids. The transcript is spliced from 4 exons. Gene Ontology annotation, cellular component: plasma membrane. NCBI's taxonomy places the organism in Eukaryota, Viridiplantae, Streptophyta, Magnoliopsida, Solanales, Solanaceae. The record is from RefSeq and is a predicted model, not a curated record.
UCAUAAAAAAAGAUUUUUAUAGAUUUUAAAAUCAGACAGAGAAAGAAACCUCUUUGCUAUUUAAAGUCUCAAAACCACGUCAUUACUAACCAUAUUCUUACCAAUAUAAGCAAUUAUGGAGAAACUUGGUUGUUUCACCUCUUUUCUCUUGUUGCUUCAGUACUAUGUUAUAAGUAGUUCAGCCAUGACCCAAUCAAAUAUCUCCACUGAUCAAUUAGCUCUUCUUUCCCUGAAAUCUAAAAUCAUUUCGGACCCCUUUCACUUCUUGGAUGAAAGUUGGUCUCCAGAUACGUCUCUUUGCCAUUGGGUUGGAGUCACUUGUGGCUCUCGUCACCACAGAGUGAGAUUCUUGAAUCUUUCCAACAUGAAUCUUGCGGGCAUAAUACCCCGUGAACUUGGGAAGCUCACAUUUCUUGUUUCUCUUGACUUGGGAAGCAACAAUUUCCAUGGAAAUUUGCCUCAAGAAAUGGCACACUUGCAUCGGCUUAAGUUUGUUGAUUUAAGCUUCAACAGCUUCAGUGGGGAGGUUCCCUCUUUGUUUGGGUUUUUACACCAACUUCAAGUACUAAACCUUCGAAAUAAUAGUUUCACUGGUUCCAUCCCUUCUUCAUUUUCUAAUGUUUCCACACUUGAGACUUUGAAUCUGAAUUUCAAUUCCAUAGAGGGCCAAAUACCAAAAGUGAUUGGAAACCUUAGAGAAUUAAAGUUGAGGGGUAAUAAUCUAAUAGGCUCUAUACCUCUGUCACUCUUGAAUGCCUCAAGGUUGGAGGCUUUAGAUAUAUCUUAUAAUUCACUUCAAGGAAACAUUCCAGAAGGGAUCGGCAUUCUUCACAACAUGAACUGGUUUGCCAUGCAAUAUAAUCAACUUACGGGUUCUAUACCAUUUACAAUUUUCAAUAUUUCUAGGAUUGAAUUCAUUGCAUUUACUGGCAAUGGCUUAUCAGGAAGUCUUCCCAAUGGUUUAUGCAAUGGUCUCCCAAUACUCAAAGGACUUUAUCUGUCUGAUAACAAGCUUCAGGGUAAUAUGCCUACAAGCUUAUCAAAUUGUUCACAACUUCAAAUUUUGUCUUUAUCAAAAAAUGAGUUUGAUGGACCAAUACAUAGUGAAAUUGGAAGAUUGAGGAACUUGCAGAAAUUGGCUCUCGGAACUAACCAUUUCACUGGGAUAAUUCCACAAGAAAUUGGAAAUCUUGUUAAUUUGGUACAGUUAACCAUGGAGAGAAACCAGAUUACUGGCUCUGUCCCCAUCUCCAUAGUCAACAUCUCAUCGCUGCAAAUUUUGUCACUGGCGCUGAACAAUCUUAGAGGAUUCUUACCGCGGGAGACUGGGAACUUAACCAAGAUGCAACAUCUAGAGAUUAGUGGAAAUAAGCUUAUAGGUGAAAUACCCAAAGAGAUAAGCAAUCUCGUUGAGUUGGAGGAACUGGAUCUUGGGUUUAAUAGUUUUAGUGGUUCGCUUGAUAUGGAGAUCUUCAACAUAUCAGGGCUGAGAAUAAUUAAUCUUUCAUUCAAUAAUCUAUCAGGAAGCUUCCCAUCAAACAUAGAUUCUAUCUUAUCCAACAUUGAACACCUUUAUCUAGACAGCUUAACAAAUCUUGUGGGGACGAUUCCUCAUUCCAUCUCCAAUUGUUCAAAACUUACUAUUCUUGAUCUUGCAGGCAACAAACUCACUGGCUUGAUUCCCAAUUCUCUUGGAUAUUUGACUCAUUUACAGUUACUAAAUUUAGAGGAAAACAAUUUAACCAGUGACUCAUCAUUAAGCUUCCUGACUUCCUUAACCAAUAGCAAAAAUUUAACAUUUCUUGAUAUAUCUCUCAACCCGCUAAUUGGCAUGCUUCCAGUCUCCAUGUGGAACCUUUCCACAUCUCUUAGAAAUUUUAUCGCCAACAGUUGUAAAAUCCAAGGACGAAUUCCAAAUGAAGUUGGGAACUUAAGCAACUUAUUAUUCCUAGAACUUUCUGGAAACAAUUUGGUUGGAUCGAUUUCAACGUCAAUUGGCAACUUGAGAAACCUUCAGCGUUUUGACUUGACCAACAACAAACUUACAGGAUUUAUUGGAGAUCAUAUAUGUAAAUUGCAGCAUUUGGGUGAUAUUUACUUGUCUCAAAAUCAACUUUCAGGAUAUCUUCCUUAUUGUUUAGGGAAUAUUACUUCCCUUAGGGAGAUACAUCUCAGUUCCAAUAAAUUGAGUUCCAAUAUACCACCAAGCUUAGGGAACCUUCAUGAUCUAGUGGUUCUUGACUUAUCAUCAAACAACAUGGUAGGUUCUUUACCUCCAGAAAUUGGAAAUCUAAAGGCUGUAACAAAUAUGGAUCUAUCGAUGAAUCAAUUUUCAAAUAGAAUUCCAAGAGACAUUGGAGGAUUGCAAAAUCUGGCACACCUUUCUUUGAAACACAACAAGUUACAAGGAUCUAUACCGGACUCAAUGAGCAACAUGGUAGGUUUGGAAUUCCUAGACCUUUCUCAUAACAAUAUAUCUGGAAUCAUUCCCAAGUCUUUGGAGAAACUUCAAAACUUGAAAUAUUUCAAUAUUUCUGUCAACAAAUUGUAUGGUGUAAUACCCUCGGGAGGUCCUUUCAAGAACCUCUCGGGUCAGUUUUUCAUCUACAAUGAAGCAUUGUGUGGUUCUUCAAGAUUUAGUGUCCCGCCAUGCCCCACUUCAUCAAAGCACAGAUCAAAUAGGAAAAAAUUGCUAGUUCUUUUUCUUUUGCUGGGAAUUGCACUAGUAGUUGUUCCUAGCACCUUUAUUUUUUUAUGGAUAAGGUAUAGAAAAGGUAAAAGAGCUCCUCAACAAGCUGAUUCAUUGUCUGCCAUAACAAGAGAAAGAAUUUCAUACUAUGAAUUGAUCCAAGCAACUGAUGCGCUUAGCGAGAGUAACCUGAUUGGUUCUGGAAGUUUCGGCUCUGUUUACAAAGGUGUUCUCAGAAGUGGAACUGCCAUUGCAGUUAAAGUGUUCAAUCUGCAACUAGAUGCGGCAUUCAAGAGCUUUGAUAUGGAAUGUGAAGUUCUACGCGGCCUUCGCCAUAGGAAUCUCGUAAAAGUCAUUACUAGCUGUUCCAACCUUUAUUUUAAGGCUUUAGUUCUCGAGUAUAUGCCUAAUGGAAGUCUUGAGAAGUAUUUGUAUUCGCACAACUACUUCCUAGACAUCAGGCAGAGGCUAAGCAUAAUGAUAGAUGUGGCAUGUGCUUUGGAAUAUCUGCACCAUGGGUGCUCGUCGCCUGUGAUCCACUGUGAUCUGAAGCCUAGUAAUGUCUUGCUGGAUGAGGAUAUGGUUGCCCACCUAAGCGACUUUGGCAUUUCAAAACUGCUUGGUGAAGAUGAGAGUGAUUUAUACACUAACACCUUAGCAACUUUGGGUUAUAUUGCGCCAGAGUAUGGACAAGAUGGAUUGGUGUCUACUAAAUGUGAUGUCUAUAGUUAUGGAAUCAUGUUGCUGGAAACGUUUACUAGGAGAAAGCCUAGUGAGUUUGAGGAAGAUCUUAGCUUGAAACAAUGGGUGAGUUAUUCACUUCCUGAUGCAGUAAUAGAUGUUGCAGAUGCCAACUUGGUUCCACCAACAGAUAAUCAUGUAAUGAAGAAGUUGGAUUGUGUGGCAUCAAUCAUGAAAGUAGCAUUAGAUUGCUGUGCUGAAUCUCCAGCAAGACGGACAAACAUGAAAGAUGUUGUAGGGAUGCUACAAAAGAUCAGAAUUCAACUUCUCGCAUGUUGAACAUGCUCUUGGCAACUCUUGUUCCGAAUUACUUGUUUUGUUGAAAAUGUUUGCUAAAUAUUUGUAUUGAUGAGAAGAAUGUAUUUUUUUUUUUUUGGCUAUAAAAGGAAUUUUAUGAAUCACUCCUACACUUCUUUGUUCUCAUGAACUAGCUUGCUGAUGUC